Molecule: messenger RNA, 1347 nt
Organism: Odocoileus virginianus texanus
Lineage: Eukaryota; Metazoa; Chordata; Mammalia; Artiodactyla; Cervidae
Source: RefSeq, a predicted model, not a curated record
AUGAGCCUUAAUCCCUCGAAGGUUGCGCCGGAGCCAGAGCCGGAGCGGGAGGCGGGACAGGAGCCUGGGUCCGAGGCCCAAGGGCCGGGGCCGGAGAGAGAGAGCGGGCCGCCAGCAGGGCCUGGCCCAGAGCCGGAGCCCCCCUCGGCGGCGGGUCAGGACUGGGAGCCCGAGCGCGGCCGGGCGGACUGGCCGAGCGCAGAGCCCCCUCUGGGGCCCAAGCUGCCACACAACUGCCUGGAGGCACCGCUAUCGCGGGUCUUCCGGCGGCUGGGCAGAAAGGUGGGCGCGCACCCCUGGAUCUUUCUGCUGCUGCCCGUGGCGCUAACGGCCGUCCUGGGCACCGGCCUGAUGUACCUGCCCCGGGAUGGAGAAGAAGGCCUGGAGGAGGAGUACACCCCGAUCGGGAGCCCCGCCAAGGCAGAACGGCGCUUCGUGCAGGGACAUUUCACCGCCAAUGACUCUCUCAUCUUCUCCAUCUCCAGGAAGAGCGCCGAGGUCCCUUAUGCCUCCGUCCUCGUGGUCUCCAGCGCCGAGACCCUGCUGGAGCCGGACAUCCUAGAGGAAAUCAGCAAGGUGGACGACACGGUGCAGACUCUGACUGUGACCCAGGACACCGGAACCCAGAUCCCCUACAGCGAGGUGUGCACUAAGAACCAGGGCUCCUGUGUCCCCUCCAACCCACUCUUAUUCACCUGGAAAAGGAACAAGGGCCUCAACCUGAGAACCAUCACCUUUCCCAUCUACAGCCUAGCCGGUCAGAUGGUCUCCCUGGCCAACACCCUGGGAGGAACUGUCUUGGGCGAGAGGAUGGGGCCGAGCCAGGUUCUCCUCCGGGCCAGAGCCAUGCGGCUGCAGUACCACCUGGAGGCAGGCGGAGCAGAGGAGCAGGAGCGGAGCAAGGCCUGGAUGAUCCACUUCCUGACGCAGGCGAGCAGCCUGGAGGAGAGCCUGGCCUUGAAGAAGAUCCAGCAGGUUGUCUACUUUUCAUCGCUUUCUAGACAACUGGAAUUUGAGGCAACUUCUAUGACAGUGAUCCCCUUGUUUCACUUGGCCUACCUUCUAAUCAUAUUAUUUGCAAUUGUAUCAUGCUACAGGUUUGACUGUGUACGAAACAAAAUGUGGGUUGCAGUCUUUGGAGUCAUUUCUGUUGCCUUGGCAGUGGUGAGCAGCUUUGGCCUGAUGUUGUACAUUGGGGUGCCAUUUGUGCUCAUAGUUGCAAAUUCACCAUUUCUUAUCCUAGAAGACCAGCUUCACGGAUAGCAUAAGUGAGCGGAUGUCCGAUGUCUAUUCAAAAGUGGCAAUAUCCAUUACGAUCACCACCGUCACCGAUGUCCUGGCCUUCUA